CCUCCAGUGGCCCCGCCCUCUCCAUUGACCCCGCCCCAGGUUGCCCAGGAGAUGAGAGACGCCGAAUCUUGGUCCGUGCUGCUGGCUUGGGGAGCAUGAUAGGUGCAGAAAGAAAUCCUCCUAGGUCUGAAUGUGGAGGUCAUCCAUGGAGAGUUCUGACAGCUUCUGCCAGGACUAUUGCAGCAGUAGGCAAUACGGGUUUGAGCUCGGACCCACGGACUUGCUGGAGCGCAAGGGCUCCCUGACCCUCCGCUCCCAUCACAAGAAGUACUCGAAGCCCGUGUUGGUGUAUUCUUGGUGAGCGAGCUCUCUGCAGUCCCCGGUCGCUGGGAGAAGGGAUGGGGGAGGAGAGGAAAGGACAGCAAUAGAGGGCAAGGGUGGAGAGGCUGGAAUAAACAGAGAAGAGAAUAAAAGGGGGAAAAAGAAGAGAAGAGAAAGGAAAAGAUGAGACAGGUGAAAAAACUGGGAGAGGUGACAAGGGAGACCAAAGAAAGGGAAACAGAUCUUCGAAGUGGGGAUGGGAGGAGGGCAUUGGGAGUUGGGGCAGCAGGAGGAGAUAGGAAAGCCUCCAAAAGCAGCUCCCCAGACACACUGAGACCUGCUGCAGCCAGCUCCUGUCUACCCGAGGUCGUAGAUUGCCCACACGGAGAAUGGAGGCACCAUGACAGAGAAGCCUAUCCCAAAGAUUAUGAUAUAGAAGGUCCCGAGGAAAUAAAAAAACUGUGUAAUUCAACAUAUUGGCGACUUGGAACCAAUGAACCCCCACUUCUAUUUUUCCAGAUUUGGAUAUCAGAAACACAUGAACAAAUGGCACAAGUUUAUUUAAACAGAGAAUUGGCUACAAUAAAGAGAAAGCCUUUACUGAAUGAAGAAACAAUGAGCUCUGGGAUUAUUGAAAGGGACACUGGAUUGCCUGCUACUGGCUUUGGAGCUCUCUUUACUAGACACCCACCAGAUCAUUGCAAAAUGUGUGCAUUGACAACAUAUGCUGAAGACUAUGCUCCACCAUAUGAUUAUCAGCCAUUUGAAUGCCACACAGUUUUUGAGUUCAUUAAGAACAGUAUUGCUUCCCUGUUAACUACCUAGAGGCUUACGGCACCUUCCUCCAAAGAGCUGACUGUAUUCAAGUAAGAAAAACCUAUUUUUCAUUCAAAAAAUUCCUACUGUACUUGUCUCAGUGAUAAUGUAAAAAUAUGUGUAACCUACGGGCCGUAGGGUUUAUUUCACUUGUCGAAGCUCCCAGAGAAGCAGGGAAUGGGGUGAGCUUCAGCUGUAAAUCAUGGAGGGAAAUUCCACUUGGAUUUCAAAACCACCACCACCACUGCAAUGCAGAUAUAAGGAGCCAGGCGCGUGUUUGACGUUGAGCUGGAACCAUGUGUUCAGGAGUGAACUCUGUAGAAAUACAGGAUGAGCUACAAGGGUCAGCUGACAUAGGAGAAGGGGGAGGAAAAGACGAUGAGGGUAAGCAAAGGAUUUAAUCAGGGCAGAGCGAAUGGUGCUGAGCUGGGCCACGCAGAAGGAAUUAUGGACAGGAAGGAUACGGCAAGAGGUUGCUGGGCCAUAAACACGAGGUCAGCGUGGGAGAGACACAGCAAGUUGAGGGGGUACGUCUGACUUUCCGUCAGACGCACAUUCCUGGAAAGUUGUGUCGAAACCUAAUUGUCAUGAAGUAAACACAUAUUUAAUAGGUAACUCAUUAAAGGAAAUUUAUGUCUGUAAAGGAAAGGAUACUUUUGUAAUACGAAUACCCACUCCCUAACUUCCUUCUUUGAAAAUUAAGGCUUUAUGUGUAUUGAGUUUUCUUAGAGCAAAGGGCAGCUGAGUACGGCAAGUUGAGAGAGAAAUACACAUUAUUUUAGCUAUGGGUCUGGCAGCAAGAAAGGAGGGAAUGUUCCCAAACGAAGAAGGCUCUUGCAAUUUUCAAAUUCAACUCCACUCUCCAGACGAGAAAACUGAAGGUGGUGCUUCACUCGAGGCUCACCAGGGGUUUGCAGAGAGUUAACCAAAUGUUCAGUGAUUCAUUCAUGGUCCUUAGCGGGCUGGCUGAGAGACUGAGAACUAGAACCCAGGACUCCGGCUUCUCACUCCCAUCUCAUUCCCUGCAUCUCACUCAGACCGAUGGUUUACUGCACGCAGAGAAUGAACAAAGCCAGAGUGCAGCUGCCUACUUUUGUCCUCUGGGGCCCUUUCCAGCUUCAAAAUUCUCUGAUUCUCUAUCAUCCCUGCCUCUCUUAUUUUUUAAGACUGUUACCUCAAAGGAUUCAUUGUAAGAUGAGGAGGCAGCCAAAAAAAGAAAUAACUGUUAUUGGCUCCCAAAUGGCCAGGGAGUGUAGUAAUACAUCUUAUAGAAGGAGAUGGAUAAUGUUAAAAGAAGAAAUUUAUCUUCCAGAAAGCAAUAAAGCUUUAAAAAGCACCAAGCCGGUUUCCCUUUAGUUCUGCCAGAAUAUAUCAAAUAUGGCACCUUAAAUUGGUCCAAGCUUCACAGAUAUCAGGAAACCACAAGUGUGAUGUGUUUUGAAGAGGCUGUACAUCUCCAAAAACACGUCAUUUCGUUCCAGCUUUCUCUUCCGUGCGCGCCAUUUAACUUCACUUCUUGUCAUUUCUUCUCAGAGAUUCUGCACGUAUCUCUGGUUCCCCAGAAACAAGCCCUUUAUCGGUAACUGCGGAAAAUGCGUGAUGUGAGAAUUCAGGGAGAGCGAGAAUGUGAUUCAUGCUAUUUUCAAGCACCCACGUUUGUAGUCUCUGUAAAGCACCAUGGAGAUGAUCCACAGAGGGUCAUAAGGGCUCCCAUUUUAAUCUUGGGAUUGGAAAGUUAUCUUCUGUCUAAGGAGCAGCCUUACAUCACCUCUUUCCAUUUUAAUCUCUUGUCCCUUUAGCCGGCACACACAUUUCUUGCUAAAAAUGCUUUAGAUCAUUAUGUAUUCGUAUGGAGUCUUUAAUGUAGCAGCAUGUUGAGUUGGGGUGCACAUACACAAAAUAGGAAUGACCAUUCUGAGAGAUUCUAAUCCAACCUGGCUUUAAACAGAAAUCAUGUCGGGGCACUUGGAUGGCUCCGUCGGUUGAGUGUCUGACUCUUGAUUUCAGCUCAGGUUGUGAUCUCAGCAUUGCAAGAUCGACCCCCCCCCCCCCGCCCCAGUGGGGCUCCAUCCUGACCAUGGAACUUGCUUAAGAUUCUCUCUCUCCCUCUCUCUCUCUCUGCCCUCCCCAACUCGUGCACGCACACAAGCAUGCAUUCUCCCUCUCUCUAAAAUAAAAAAAAAUAAAAAUAAAAAUCACAUUCUAUGAUGGCAACAUUGUCUAAAUUUUAAAUUGCAUGUGAAAUAUCAAAUAAAACAUUUUAUAUAAAUAGCCACUCUGUGCUUUUAAUACAGACAGAACCAUAACGUUAAAGAAGGCUAAAGCUCAAAGAGAUGCUAGGGUUUCUGGACAACUUUCCUCAUUUUAUGGAUGAGGAAACUGAAGCCCAACACAGCUAGUUAGGAGGAGAGCCAGCCAGGUAUUGCCUCGGCUGCCAACCUCUAAAAAGCACUCGCACGUCACUAGGACAAAUGAGACAUCAGAGCCAGAUAAUCCAGGUUUCAUACACAGCUCCUUAUUUGUGCAUAGUUAGCUGUUAGCUGGAACUUGACAGCCUGCGUAAAUACCUGGAACUAAAUGCAUGGCACCGUGGGUUAGCCAAGAGUAAGCGACUCAUUUGCUUCUCCAAAUUUAAGUUUCUUUAAUGUGCCCCCAAGCACACUAAAUUUUAAAUCCACAAAAGAAAAGAGGGUGAGAAAUAUAGAAGGAUGGAGGCUAGUUUCUUCGAGUCUUUAGAGACACUCACUGAUCCUGUUUCAGCCAAUGGAAAAUAUAUUGGUAGUGAAAUCUGUUUCUGAGAGCAAACACUUUACAAUUCAAAUUCUCUCUAUUCCUGCAAAAUAGCACAAGUGAAAAAACGAUCAUUGACAGAGUGCCAGAUCGUUACUUUCGGUCACACACCCAGAACUCUUAGGAGAGGUGGUCAAUACCAAGAUCAUGGACCCAUUGCUAUGUUCAUGCCAAUGGAUGGAAUUCAACCCACAUCGAUGUCGUGCUGUGCCAGAUGCUGGGAGCUACACAAAUGCCAUUGACCCAGUCCCCCCUCGGGAUCUUACGUUAUGAUCACGAGACAGACAUGAACAAUAUCGCAGACUGGCUCUUUGCUGGGAUAGCUAGAGGACCCCGAGAACCUGGAAGAUGGAAAGCCUGAGCGGCACCACAGAGGAGGCCUAUAUGAACCGCUACCUGAAGGACGAGUCAGAGUUCGCCAAGUGGAACGGGGGAAGGAAGGGGGGAUAUCAGCAUGUGCAAUGUUAGCUAAGAAGAUUGGGAAACUUAUUCUGGUGAAAAUGUUCAUCGAAAACAUUAAUAUUCUUCUUUAAAGGCAUCGGCAAAACAAGUGGGGAGGUGUGGUGGUGUUAACGGUGCGCCUUCCAGAUCUCCCUUGUGCCUCAUAGACUUAUUCUUCCAGCUGCUGACAGUGAUGCUGACAUGGUCCUCAGUGAGUUGGCUUCUCCAGAAGACGCAUCUGAAAAGAGUGCCCCCGUCUAAGGUCUCAUACUUUUUGUGGGGACACCUGCAGUGAACUGGCCGAGGGCGAGGUGCCCCAGUUUGAGUCAGUGCUGGAGUGCUUAUUCCUAUUCAGAGCUCCCUGAGGGACUGGCAAGUUCGUUGCAUCACAGCUCAGCUCUCCCGUCUUCCCCUGCUUCUGUCUUCUUCUUUCCGGGACUGUUGAUCCCAAGAGUACUCUAAUAAAAUUUCCUACACGCUAAUCUCCAUCUCAGAGUCUGCUUCUAGGGUCAGGGGGCUAACUAAAUAUUACAAGAUCAAUAAGGAUGUAGGAUAUCACAUUACAACCAGUAAGAACCCACUAGUCUUAUACUCGCCAGGUUGGAAGGCAGGAUCGGUCACCAACUUAGGGUACGCACGUGUGAACCUUUCCUUCUAGUGUUUUCAGUCCUCUUUCUGAUAAGCCUCCAAACCCUUUCCCCCAUUCCUACCUUCAGGGGCUUUGAAAAGUUUCCUGGGCUUCUGCUUCCAAAUGACUCUUCUGUGAGCCUUUAACCCAGUUCUAUUUUGGGAGUCCUCUACAUAUUUCCUCCUCUCUACAUAGAAUGUUCUGACCAAAUUUCUCAAAAUAUGGUCCUCAGCCUGCCUGAACCGGGUGCUUGUUUAAAAUACAGGUAACAGGCUCUACUUCAGCUCCACUCUACUGGUGGAGAUUCUUAUGCCCCCUCAAGUCUGAGAAUCUCUUCCUCAGAAUCUGGGGAAUGUGUUAAAGAGAAAAAAAAUGGUGUUUCUGAAUUGCCUGUGGAAUGAAUUGUUAUAUGUAAUUUAGACAGCUUUACAAUUUGUGAUGAAAAGACAGUGUAGACACUGCAUUUACUCUUGUUGGGAUUCCAGCUUACUGUCAGUGGGUGGGACAGAGGCUGUUGAAAUCUAACCAGGCUUCGGAAAUCAGACAACUCUGACCUCAUCUGGGAUAGUUCUGGAUGCUGUGUGGAUCUAGGGUGGAGUGUUGAAGGGCCAUUUAUCAGAGAACUUAGCAGCUUGUUGGUAGACAAGUGGAUGACUGCCAUGCAGUUUUCACAGACUAAGCUCCAGUCAUUCACAAGUUUUCAUUCAGCCGCAGGAUUUACAGAUGAGCUUGAAUCCGGGUAGAACAACCAAGGGUUUGCCAAGGGACACUGAAAUGUAGAUAGUACCGCAUACUUUGUUUUUAAAGUCAACUUAAUUGAGGUAUAAAUUAAUUAAAUUUAAUUAAAUAUAUCUCUUUUUAGUGUAUAGUUCAGUAAUUUUUUGACAAAUACACAGCUAUCCAACCAUUAUCAUGAUCAAGAUAAAGAACAUUUCCAUCAUCUCCCAAAUUCCCUCCUGCCUCAGUUGCAGUUUCCAUCCACCAUUCCUAAUAUGAGGCAACCAUUGAUAUACUUCCUGUCACAAAAGAUUAGCAUGGCCUUUUCUAGAAUUUCAGGUAGAUGGAAACAUGCAGAACACUAGGAUAUCUCCACUAAACAUAAAGUGUAGGUUAUAAGGUUCCUUUGUUGUCCAGCCCUUUAAAAAAGGUGUUCCA
Molecule: messenger RNA, 6091 nt
Organism: Panthera uncia (snow leopard)
Lineage: Eukaryota; Metazoa; Chordata; Mammalia; Carnivora; Felidae
Gene: CFAP95
Product: cilia and flagella associated protein 95
Exons: 6
Coding region: 445-1086 (213 amino acids)
Cellular component (GO): plasma membrane
Source: RefSeq, a predicted model, not a curated record